CCCUAAUAGGCUACGUUCUAAGCUCCUUUGUAAUUGUGGAGCAAUGUACCAGGCUAGUAGCCAACAAAAAUGAUUAUUUGGAAAUUUCUUACUGUUUACCAGAAGUCAACCUUGAAGUUUAUGCCACAUUACAGACUGAAUAUUUACUGUGCUUGAAUUUGAGUCAAAUAAUUGGGCUGAGACAAAUACGUAUUUCUGUGCUACCCUUGCAUAUAAAUACAAGGCUGCAGUCAUUCAGCAUAGAGACAAGAGGCUGAAGAAAGAACAGAGAACAAAAGAUUUUACAGGAUAAUCAUGGACAGCAGAAUCCUGUUUGGUGUUCAGCUUAUUGCUGCCUUCAUUUGUUUCUGCAGCUGUAGUUUGGAAAAGUGUCAUCUGUCUGGAAAAUGGGAAAAUCAGCACAAAUCUAUUUUAACAAUAACAAAUGUUAAAGAGAGUACUGGUACCCUUAUGGGUAACUAUGUAACAAUAGUAUCUGUGAAAGGAAAUGGAACAACAGCAAAUCCAGAGUCUGCCCUUUAUGGAGUUCAAGAUCGAGGAGAACAACCAACUUUUGCCUUUACAGUCGACUGGUCAUUUGCAGAAAGCAAAACUGCUUGGGUAGGACAGUGUUUUGUGGAUAAUAAAGGAAGAGAAACACUUGAAACAGUUUGGGUACUCCGAUCUAAGGUUGAUAAACAAAGUGAUAACUGGAAAGCAACAAGGGUGGGGAUGGACACCUUUAAACGAGUCCGUAACCGUCCUGUGGAUUUCACAGCAAGAGUUUCUGCUGAAGAUGGCACACUGUAAAGAAAUGCAUGUUCAUUUCGACACAAAAACAAUGGAUCAAGACAAAUUCAAUCUACAUUGGCAAAAACUGUUUCCAUUUAUUUAGCAUUGUAAUAUAUAUUAACAAGGAGUACUUUGAAAUAAAAAAGAUGCAACUGACAACACGUUGUGAAGUACUUCAAGUUAACAAUAAUCACUGUCUGUACUACACAUUGGUAAGAACGUGGGGCCACAAAUGUAUUUCAAAGGGUCUGUUCUGCUCUCCCCUAGAAAUAAUGUUGACCUUCAGACUUGAAUAUUAAAAUAUUGUAUAUUGCAGGAUAAGCAGAGAGCUGUGAUUUUUGAAUAUUAUGUUACUUAGAAUACCAAAGCUGAAGAUGCUAACUGUUAAUAAAACAAUGCAUAUACUGACUUUA
Messenger RNA from Protopterus annectens (West African lungfish), 1184 nucleotides. Its product is annotated as avidin-like. Gene Ontology annotation, molecular function: biotin binding. NCBI's taxonomy places the organism in Eukaryota, Metazoa, Chordata, Ceratodontiformes, Protopteridae. The record is from RefSeq and is a predicted model, not a curated record. The transcript has 4 exons. The coding region runs from base 295 to 789 and encodes 164 amino acids.